AGACUGCAGCCCCGUAGAAGCGCUUGCGCCUACUCCGUGUUAAUUACCGUGCCGCGCGUGCGUUGUUCCAUGCUUUUUUUCAUAACGUCGGGGCGUAGAUAUGCUUUCGCUUUUUUGCCAAGCGUGCUCCAUGGCAUGAGUCAGUAAAGGCCUUUCGCCCCCUCGUCAUUCAACCACAGAUCGACUAAGUUUUCGAUCUCGAAGAGCCAGCACUUCUGCCCCCAACACCCUCUCCGCAACAAGAUGACUUUCACCAAACGUCGUUUCCACCCUCCAGGCUUUAUUGCCUGUAUGGCUCUACUUUUGUUCUUGCUCUCGUCCCCACCACCCCUCGCAGCAGCCGCGAAGAAGAAAUCUUCGAAAAACAAAAAAACCGACAAACCAACUCCCGCGUCCGCCCCACCGGUGGUAAGGAAGAAGAAAAAUUAUCUGGUCCUCGGCGGGACGGGAUCCAGAUCCGCGGCCACAACCGAGUUCCUCAUUCGGCAACCGAAUGUCGACGUGGUGCUCCUCAACCGCGGCAACAUGUACUGGGACGUGGCCAAAGAGCUCAACGUCCGCGCCGCCGAGCACUGGCCGUGCGACCGGAAGAAGAAGCUGCAGAACUGCAAGCCCUUCAUGGCCAGCGACAGGAAAUUCGACGCGUGCUUGGACUUUUCCUCGCUUACUUGGGAACAGUUACAAAACGCGAAGGACUACCUACUGGACUCGCAAAAGUGCGACUUCUACCUCUUCGCUUCUUCCUACAAAGUGUAUGAGGUGUCCGGGGCGUUACCGAAACGCAUGACCAAGAAAUGGUGGAAUGACGUGGAAAACGGGAGACUGCAGGAGGACAAACACAUGCGGAGACCGAACAAAUCGGUGUCCCCACUGGAACGGCACGAGAUCAUCUCCGCGAACAAAAUUGGGAACGAUUUCUACCUAUGCACUGCAAAAAGUGUCGUAUUCGUGGGAACAAUUGCAACCACAUGCAUGACCAAUAUCUCCUCUUAGGUAAUUGAGCAUGACACAUUUCAUAGUGAGACUUUUCCACUCAGGAAAAUUUGUAAUGCAGUUUCUACGUAAUGCAAUACUUUUGUAAUGCACACUACGAAGUGGAGGAGGCACUCGAGAAAAAUUUUAUGAAGACCAACGUGCCGUACAGCGUUUUGAGAAUAGGAAACGUGAUCACCCCGAAGGAGGCGACGAUGCGGUUCUGGUUCUUGCAAUUGUGGCUACACGGGCACCAGAAUUUAGGUAUACAUAGUGUUAUUGAGGUUUUGAAUGGCUUUCCUUGAUGCUCUAGUGGAGAUGAAAAGUAGUCCGAAAGAUAUACGGGUGUGGAAGUUCUUAUUUCCAGGACCUGCAAUUUUCGACAGCCGUAGUAGUAUCGGCGGGAGAUGUUUCGGAAAGCGAUUUGUGUCCUGCUGCUACCAGGGUUAUCAAGAAUGCCGCCCGGAUUCGCGACAGCGGGAUGGACAGUUUUGGGACUUUUUUCAGGAUCUGCAAUUUUUGAGAGCCGUAGUAGCAUCGGCGGGAGAUGUUUUGGAAAGCGAUUCGUGUCCUGCUGCUACCAGCGUGAUCAAGAUUACCGCCCGGAUGCGCGACCGCGGGAUGAACAGUUUUGGGACUUUUUUCAGGAUCUAGAAUUUUUGAGAGCCGUAGUAGCAUCGGCGGGAGAUAAUUGGGAAGUGAUUUCGAUGUUUUUGUUUACGAGGUUUGUGAAGAGCUUCGUGCGGAUUCGGGACACAAAGGAGAACGGAUGUGGAAUGUUUUUCAGGAUCUGCAAUUUUUCGGAGCCGUAGUAGCAUCGGCGGGAGAUGUUUGGGAAACAGUUUCUGUGUUGCUGAUACAACUGGGCUUUCCAGCACUCCUAUGUGGAUUCGCGACAGGAGGAAUAAAACGACUUCUGGUUUUUCUUCAGAAUCUGUGACGCUUCAACCCCGUAGCUUCAGUAGCGGGAGAUGUUCGGAACAUGAUUUUCGCAUUGCUGGCAGGGGCCUCUCGCACGAAGGGCGGGGGGUUCUUCUAGUUCCGCGGAAGGGCGGGAAGAUGUAGUUCUAGUUGUGCAUAUGAUGAGCUACUUUUAUCUAGAGAUCGAAUUCAACCACAACCAUCCAACCACACUUCUUCUCCUCAGGUAUGCCCAUGCACACCACCUCGGACGCGCCGUAUCAAAAUGAAAAAUCUCCCCUCCCCACAUCAAAACGAAAUUUUUGAUGCUGGAUUUGCGUACACAAAUCAGAUUUGUCUUGCAGUAGAGGACUGCCGGCCCACUUCAUGCUAAUGCAGAGAGAGGCUUUGGCCUAGGCGCUUAGCAUGAGGAACGUCUAUGCUGUAGGACCGCCAGCAUUACAAACCGCUUGCAUCAUGGGGCGGAGCCCAUGCCGUUGUUCUCUUGCAACACAGACGCGAUUUGUGGUCACAAAUCAGCAUCACAAAUUCUCUGGGGCGUUCGUUUUCGAUAUGGGGAGGGGGGAUUUUUCCUCAUGAUACGCCGAUGAGUUUCACCUACGGCUACGACAUCGCCCAGGCAGUCGCGAAGGUGCUGAAAAAGGCCGCAAAUGCCACCGAAAUCGACGAGGUGGCGGGGGAAGCGUUCAACAUCGCGUGCGAAGAAACGAAAGACCAGUACAACCUGUACUACACCAUUGGGGACGCGAUCGGGCUGUCGCAGGUCCAACACGUGCGACGCGACAACAGAACGGAGGCGCUGACGCUGUACCCGGAAAACAAGGACGGACACGUGAUGAACAUCGAGAAAGCGAAGAGGAUCUUGGGGUUCAAACCGACGAAUCUGGAUAAGGCGGUAUAACUUGCUCUUCUGUACUACAUACAAGGUCAUUGUGCAAUCAUAAUAGCAGCAGGCGAUGGUUUUGUUGCAUACCGUAGUAAGUUCCAUGAUCGUCUUCAUUUGCAUUCUUUAUCAACCAAAAAUUCUCAAUCCUCAGAUCCGCGAAUCAGCGUUGUUCUACGAGCAGGCGUUGACAGGGGAGAGGUGGAAGAACCAGAGGAAAGUUGCUUUUAACGCGAUCGCGGAGAUGAUGAGGACGAGGAAGUUGGUGGAUUGGGUAGAGAAAAAAGUCAAAGAAAAAAAGAACAUUUACGAUGACUACGAUCCAGAAGAGUACGAAGAGUACCUGCAAGACAAAUUUAAAAGACUGGAAUUGUAAAUAAAUGACAAUCAUAAUUGUUGCUCCUGAUGUGUGAAGCGAUUGCUUUUUUGUCAAGAUCCUAGUGCCGCGUGCUGCGAGCAGCGCCACCGCUGAGUGUUCCU
Messenger RNA from Amoebophrya sp. A120, 3256 nucleotides. NCBI's taxonomy places the organism in Eukaryota, Dinophyceae, Syndiniales, Amoebophryaceae. The record is from the annotation of a GenBank genome assembly.